Rubroshorea leprosula is the source of this 1786-nucleotide messenger RNA. The record is from the annotation of a GenBank genome assembly. NCBI's taxonomy places the organism in Eukaryota, Viridiplantae, Streptophyta, Magnoliopsida, Malvales, Dipterocarpaceae.
UCCGAUUUCUUCUCCUCUUUCCUCUGGUGUGUUUUUUGCCUUUCUUUUUCUCCCAAAGAAAUCUGAAUCCCGGAAAGGAAAGCUAAAAAUUUAAAUACUUUACGGUUCUUGAUUUUUCUCUUCGUUUUUAAUCGAAGCAUGAAGGUUUGAGUUUUUAAGGUUUUUUUUCUCAAUGAAGAACGGAUGUGCAAUGAUGGGGUUGAGGGAGGAUGAGAUUGAGCUGGAGCUGGGUAUGUCGAUCGGAAGGAGUUUCAGGAAGGCGGAGAAAUUGAAGCCAAUUAAGAACCCAAAUGGGAACGAUUCAAACACCGGUGGUUUUCCGGCGGAUCUUGAUCCGCAGACGAAGCGUGAGAUUCAAAUGCUGCGACGACAGGAGGCAAAGAAGAAGCAGCAGCAGAAGAGAGCGCUGAACAGGGGUACUCAAAACGGGGAGAUUCAGAGCAAAGAGAACUCGCCCGACCCAGAUGAGAAAGAAUGCAAGAAGAGCAGGGGAGACGGGUCUGGAUCCAAAUUGAAGAAAGUGAAUCUAAAUUUGGCGAUAGAACAAAGCGGGAAUCAUGACGACGCUGUUCCUAAUCCAGCGAUGUACCCGGUGAUUCCGGUGUCUGUACCGUACCUGUACCCGUUCCAGCAGCUGCAGUACGUCCCUUAUGCAAAUGGGUUUGCGUACCCUUGCUUGAAUGGGGCGCCCUGUUGGGGUGGUGACACCGGGGAUAAGAAUCCCGGCAAUGUGGUGCAGCCACAGACGAACCGAGGCUUUAGACCGUUUCAAGCGGGUCAGAAUUCGAAUGUCAAAGCGGGUAACACGUGCGUUUCGGAUCAGAAUAGUAGCAAAGAUGAAAAGAAUAGGAAAUCGGGUUCCAAUGGGUCGCCCAUGUGCAGUUCCUCUGUGGUUUCGGAUCUCCAUAGUUCAUCUAACCAAGGUGGUUACAGCAGCGAGAAUGGAACCCACUCAAGUCACUGCCAACAGGAAGGUCCAGAGCAUCAAAUGAAAAAUGGUUCAAUGGCAAGCAACCUUAGAGGCCAAUCUGAGCAGAGUGCUACUUCUCACCCAAUGGAUUCUGACCAGAGCAUCGACAUAUCAGGAAAAGGCAUUGAGAAAACAGCCUCAGUGAACGAAUCCAACCUGUCUAAGCCAAAGGGAGAUGCUGCAUUGGAAACCCGACCUAAUAUCAAUGGUGAGCCUGUUUUUAGUGCUGAAAAUUCAACUGCCAGUCCAGCAAAAGAUACCAAGAAAGACAUGGGCAAGCCUCCAAAACCUCAAGCCCCUCAUCCUGAUGGCGCCCUUAACUUCCUUCAUAUGCCUUGUGUUUCAACAACAGGCAAUGGUCCAAAUGGCAAAACCAUUAAUGGUUUCCUGUACAAAUAUACAAAAACAGAGGUCAGCAUCAUCUGUGUCUGCCAUGGAAGCUCAUUCUCACCAGCUGAGUUCGUGCAGCAUGCUGGAGGUACCGAUGUAUCUCAUCCCUUAAAACAUAUUACCGUGAUCCCCUCUGCUUUCUGAUUAUACAACAAAGCCAGUGAAUUCUAAUUGUUUCGGCUGAUCUUUAGUAUUCCGUGCGAACAGAGUUUUGAAUAGGAAAGAUGAAGUGAUAGGUCUAAUGGGAUGUGUAGUUUCUUUUUUCCUUUUUUGCCUUUGAUGACUGAAGCUCCUUAUUCGCAAGUGUAUGGAGGAGGUUCUAAUGGCUUUAUACUCUCUAACUCCAUUAACAGACUGAAAUUUCAGAUUAUGUUUUUUUGUAAAAAAUAUAUGUAUGUAUAUUUAAAAUAAAAUAAAAUAAUGUUU